AUGGAGAGGAGCUCUGGUGUGGAAGAACACUGCCCCCUGGUGGUUGAACUAAGGAGACAGGUUAAGGCGAUAGUAGGGUUGGUGCAGGGAGAACCAGGGGAGGACCAGCAGAGGACCAGGAGAGGACCAGGGGAGGACCAGGAGAGCACCAGGGGAGGACCAGGAGAGGACCAGGGGAGGACCAGGAGAGGACCAGGAGAGGACCAGGUGAGGAUCAGGGGAGGACCAGGGAAGGACCAGGGGAGGACCAGGGGAGGACCAGGAGAGAUCCAGGGGAGAACCAGGAGGGAGGACCAGAGGAGGACCAGGAGAGGACCAGGAGAAGACCAGGAGAGGACCAGGGGAGGACCAGGGUGGACCAGGAGAGGACCAUGGGAUGACCAGGAGAGGACCAGGGGAGGACCAGGGGAGGACCAAGGGAGGACCAGGAGAGAUCCAGGGGAGGACCAGAGGAGGACCAGCAAAGGUCCAGGGGAGGACCAGAGGAUGACCAGGAGAGGACCAGGGGAGGACCAGAGGAGGACCAGGAGAGGACCAGGGGAGGACCAAGGGAGGAACAGGAGAGGACCAGGAGAAGACCAGGAGAGGACCAGGGGAGGACCAGAAGAGGACCAGGGGUGGACCAGGAGAGGACCAGGGGAGGACCAGGAGAGGACCAGGGGAGGACCAGGGGAGGACCUGGGGAGGACCAGCGGAGGACCAGGGGAGGACCAGGGGAGGACCUGGGGAGGACCAGGAGAGGACCAGGAGAGGACCAGGGGAGGACCAGGGGAGGACCAGCGGAGGACCAGGGGAGGACCUGGAGAGGACCAGGGGAGGACCUGGGGAGGACCAGGAGAGGACCAGGAGAGGACCAGGAGAGGACCAGGGGUUGGACCUGGGGAGGACCAGGAGAGGACCAGCAGAGGACCAGGAGAAGACCAGGAGAAGACCAGGAGAAGACCAGCAGAGGACCAGGGGAGGACCAGAGGAGGACCAGGAGAGGACCAGCAGAGGACCAGGGGAUGA
This is a messenger RNA of Salmo salar (Atlantic salmon), 1008 nucleotides long. The record is from RefSeq and is a predicted model, not a curated record. NCBI's taxonomy places the organism in Eukaryota, Metazoa, Chordata, Actinopteri, Salmoniformes, Salmonidae.